Porites evermanni is the source of this 14714-nucleotide messenger RNA. The record is from the annotation of a GenBank genome assembly. NCBI's taxonomy places the organism in Eukaryota, Metazoa, Cnidaria, Anthozoa, Scleractinia, Poritidae.
AUGGCGCUUCCAACGUUACAGCCGUACUGGUUGAAAAAUUACAAAAACAGAAAUGAAGGUCUUUUAGUUAGAAGAAAUCAAUUUGAAGCGGAUAGAAGGGAAGCCUGGGAUAAAAAUGCCAGAUAUUUCGACAGAUCUAAUGUGGAAACUGCGAAGCAAAGGGUUUGGGGAUCGAGAGACUCAUACGAAGAAAGGUAAGAAAAUCUGCUGCUUCAAAAUAACUUGAUUUGUUUUGUUGAAAUCUAUUUUGGUUAUAUCACAUUCUCGGUUUUUUUGUUGUCAAAUAAAAUCCCUAUCUUGCUGUUUAGGUAAAGGUUUAUAUUAUCUAAACUUUUAUUGGCAUCUUACGUUUUUGCCAUGCAUACUGUAAACUUAUAUGCAAUAUCAAAGUUAUCUUAAUUUUACUGGACAUAAAACUAACUUCUAAACUUAGCUUUUUAAGCCGUAAUAAUAGUGUUAAAUGGAUUUAACUGUUUGUAUGUGCACUGGACGGUUUGAUUUCAACACAACUCCCCCUAUAACUAGAUGCAUUAUAUUACUUGCAUUUUGUGUGUACAACUAAUACUUAAUUUUAUGUGCUUAUUGAUAAACAAGCAGAAUUACGGUCAUUUCGCCCGAAAGUCAUCUCGCCCGAAGUCAUGUCGCCGGAAAUUUAUAGCCAUGUCGCCCGAUAUUUUGAGUCAUGUGGCCCGAAAUUUCAUAAUGCUCAAAAAGAUUCUAAAAAUGCUAGUCAGAGUGAAAUGUGAAACUGUGAAACUCAGGUUGUUCGUUUCGCUGUUGUUUUUAUGGAGAUAGUAAACCUAAAAUAAAACACAAAAUUAUAUAUGGUUAACCGGAUCAAAAUUUAUAUGCGACCGGCUGAGGAAACAAGGAACAACUGAACAAGUCGCGAUAAUUUAUACCGCGUCUGAUCCCAAGGGGAAUGAUGCUAACAUGCUUUGUUGAACUUGAUGUAUUUUUCUGAUAUGUGUGAAAAAUUCUGAUAACUGAAAGUGUUCCGCUUAUAAUUACUAGGAUCUUUAUUGUAGAAUGAGCAGCUUAGUUAAUAGCAACAAACAACGAACAACGCUGAAAUGAACAGCGAUAUUGGAGUCUUUGUUUAACUUCAUAUUUGCAUAGGUUAGCGAGUCAACAUUUUACGAGUUUAUUCCAUGUGAUUUACUUAAUAUGUUACUCUUCUUCAAGUUUAUAUACUCGAUAAAAUUGCGGGCCGAUAAAAUUGUGGGCGACAUGACUAUGUAUUUCGGGCAACAUGACUCUGGUUCCGGGCAAUAUGACUUCAGGCAAGAUGACUUUCAGGCGACUUGACCGGUUACCAACAAGCAGAUACUAAAAACACGAACUGCAACAAAAUGCCUACGUAAUAAAUUUAUGGGGCUGCCCGAAACAGAACUUAAUGUUGAAUUUUUCGGAGUCAGACAGUGACACUAUUGGGGAACAGAUUGUUCUCAAUAACCCAAGGGCUUUACUAUAGUAUACCCUGCUACAAUGUCAUGUGUGGCUAAAUGGUUAGCAUUUUGACAGUGCCUGGGUGAAUGCCACUCACAGGGUUGUCAUGGUUAUGCAUUGCUCCUGGCUGCAGUUCUUCAUGUAUGCUCCACAAACCUUUCAGGCACCUCUCCCUUUGUUAUUUAACACACAUUGACUUCAUGUACUUUCUAUACUGCUUGCUGUGUAAAGCAAAAAGAAAACUGGCUGAGAUCACUCUAAAACACCUAAACGCAAAACUACAGAGCCCGUAUCGAAAACGAAGACCCCGAAAACAAAGACCAAAGACUGUAGACCCCCUCCAAAACAAAGACCACCUCGAAAAUGAAGACUCUCUCUAAAACAAAAACCUACUCGAAAAUGAAGACCCACUUGAAAAGCAUCAUGUUCGAUUGUCUUUUCAAGACUUGAUACAAAUUGAUGAGGUUUUCGCAUGGGUAUUCGUUUUCGAUACUACCACUCAUUUAGUGCCAUGCAAAUUUCGUGCUGGAAAAUUCCUUUCUCAAUUUUUUCUCGCCAAUUACAACCUUUUUCUCACCAUCUUUUUCCCAACUUUUUGUCCAACUUUUUUCUCAAAUUGCUUCUCAAUUUUUUUCUUGACUUUCUUCCCAAAUUUUUUCUCAACUUUAUCCUUGACUUUUUUCCUGAGUUUUUGCACUGCUGAUCACAUAUAUCAAAGGCUCAUUCUUGAGUUGAAGUGCUUAAGCAUGACCAGGUUUGAUUCGUAAUUGGCUUUUUUUUAUUAUUUAUUGCUGGGGGGAGUUAAACUGCACAACACUAACACAUUUUCAGCAAUGAAUAAAAUAGUUACAAAGCAAAUUUUUUAAGAAUGAGCCUUUGAUAUAUGUGAUCAACGUUGGAAAAUAUUGGGGAAAGUUGGGAAAAAAUUAAUUGAAAAAAAAGUCAGAAAAAAUGUUGAGGAAAAGCCGAGAAAAAAGUCGCAAAAAUAUGUCAACAAAAAUAGUCGAGAAAAAAGUCAGGAAAAAAACCAAAGGGCACAAAAAAAGUCAAGAAAAAAAUAGCAGUAAGAAAAAUCAACGACAAAAUUUGCAUGGCACCAAUCGGGCUCAGUACAAAAUGUAUAAAACGCUUCUUACAAUAAAUUAUUAUUAGUAGUUGAAUAUCCUUUUUUUCCUUUUCAUGAAAAUUAACUUAGUUACCAUAAAAUUUUUCUUCAGUAUGCAAGCAGUGGAUAAUUUAUUCAGAAAAAAUGAAAAAGAAGAAAAAAUACAGAGAUUAGAGAAAAGAAGGAAGAAACUAUCUGAAAUGUUACUGAAGGAAAAAAAAGAAUAUGAGGUACGUUGCAUAUCAAAUAAUGAUAAGUUAUUGUAAGGAAUUAAUUUUGUGCGUGCAACUUUAUGCUAGCAAAGACUGUAUGUUUGCUUCUAAAUGAUUAAAUCACAGCCUCAUGAAGAAAAAAUUGUGUCCCUAUAAUUUUAUAACAGCAUACAAAUAUUUAUUGACAAGUAACAGGAUAAACUUUUGAAAACUGACAGAAUGAAUAACUUUAAAAAACCCAAUUACAACUGUUUUAAUCUUCUUGAAUUUUGUCCAUCUGUGCUCAAUACUCAGCUGGGACCUUGGUCUUCCUUGACUUGUGUUGUUGUGUUCCUUUCAAUAUCAGGCCCCAGUUGUUUAAAAGCUGGAUAGUGCUAUCCAUUGGACAAAUGAUCACUAUCCAGUGGAUAAACAAUUGUGCUAUCCACUGGAUAGAGUUUUAUCUGGUCACAGUUGUUCAAAAGCUGGAUAGCGGUAUCCGAUGGAUAAAUCUCUACCUAAUGGAUAACGCAAUUGGUUUCCAAAUACUUAUCCACCGGGUAGUGAUUUAUCCUGUGGAUAGCGCUAUCCAGCUUUUGAACAACCGGGGCCUUGUGGAUGGUGUUAUCCACCUUUUGAACAACUGGGCACCUGUUGAAUGAGGAACAUUACUGUUCCCAGUUACUAAAAGAGACAGAGCCACUGUUAUUUAUCAUGUUCCUUCACUGUUUAAAGCAGCUGUUUUUACAGCUGUUUUAGGCCCUAUUCUAAUGGCUCAAUUGGGGCCUAACACUUAACUCUGUCUCCUAAACCCAUUUGCCCUGGGAAUUUUGCAGAAAAAUGUGUUUUGAAGUUACAUGUAGUUGAGCAGUUUUCUGGUCACUGUCUGGCUAAAAAGAGCUAAAACUUACUGCAAAGUCGUUUACAGGUCAUACUCUUCGCGGCGCUCUGAUCCAGCUGCAAAGUAUUAGCUUUGGAAGUUCGGGCAUGCACAGAAAGCAAAAUUUCGAGAUUUUGGGACACAGCAGUCUUGACUUUUUCUUUUCGCUUUCUCUAAUCCCCACUUCCUUUGCUUUUCUUGCCUCAUUUUUUUUUCUUUUGCUGGGCAUUUAGUAGGCUUGAUUUCAAUGGGAAAGAUUUUUUGCCUUUUUUCUUUGGCAUUCUUGUCUGAAUCAUGCUCAUUCUGGUGCGGCUUGAAAGAUCUCUUCACCUUGAACAAAUUAGGUAACAAAGUUGUCCUUCACUGUUAAAGAUGAUGACAUCACAAGCAGCAGAAGGGACAUGGAUCUAGGCACGGGUGAUUGUGGGCGGUUCAGGGGCGAAGCGGGUUAAAGAAAUUUUAGAGGUUCACUGUAGUACUUAUAAUGCAACAGCAGCAUAAUUAUACUAUCCAAUAUAAUGCAUAUUCUAAAUUUUUUGUGAUCUGAAGUUAGAACUUUACGUACAUUGUAGGCAGAGCUUAAGAACAAAAGAGUUGUUGGUGCUGGUACACCUAGGUUGUUACAAAUGAAAGACAGGUCAGUUUUUUAAUAUUUGUAAUAUUUGGUUUGGUUACAUGUACCUCACACUUUUCAGAAGUAAUUCGUAGCUGUCAGUAAGUUCUAAAGAAUGUUGUGAUGCAAAGGUCACACACUGGGUCAUCAGUUGUUAAAACUGUCACAUGCUAUUACCCUUGCUUAAUUAAGUUACCACUACUACAUGUACUACUAGGAUCUCAGGAUCAAAUAUAAAAAAUCCUUCCAAAGAAUUGUCUGCAUCAAGACAAUUAAUUCUAGUGAAUUUAUUUGUCAGUUACCAACCAUUCCAAUUUCAAAAGCAAUGCCCACUUUGACAAAGAUGACUGUAGAGUCAAAAGAAUUCCUCUCUUCUAUUAGAGAAGUACAUUGGUACAGUGUUUCGAUGAUAAUUGGCAUUUUCAAUUGUCACAAGCAACCAGACUGUGUUUGAUAAGAUAAAAGAGCUAAGUAGAUUGUUUACUCUUUGUUUUGUAGAGCUGAUGAACUGAAAGCAGAAAAAGAAGCCAGAAGGAAAGAGGUACUACUGCAGAUUGUUGUAUUGAUUCCUCUUCUCAAACACUAACACUGCUCUGAAACUUUGCAAUACCCCUUUUACUGGUCAUUACUAGAAAUAUACACUGUACUUUCAAUAACACAGGCAUCACUUUCAUUACCGUGAAAUAUGUUUAUUUGCAGAUUGCUGAGCAAAAAUUGUAUGAACAUUGGAAGCAAAAUGCUCCUGAACUCAGAGAGGUUAGUAAACAAGCCAUAAGUAGAGCAUCCGACUAGUGUAUGGAAGGUCAUGGGUUCAAUUCCCAUCCAGAACUCAGAAUUUUUUUCUGUGUUCUUCUCUCCACAAAUAUCAUUUCAUUUAUUAUUCAUAUAGUAAUGGUUAGAAUAAGAGUGUAGGCAAUAUUUUUGCCAUUCAAUAAUUUUAUUAAUUGCCUCUAGUUGAUUCUACAUGCAUGUCGGCACUCAGGGAAUGGCAUGACCUCAUCGUUGUUAGGGUGAUGGACUUGUUAAACCCGUGAGCAAGCCCAGUGUAUUAUUCUGGAAAAGGGGUUUAACCACAAGAGGUGAACCUAGUGAACUGCAAGGCUAAGCCAAAAAUACUCCUUCUCUCUCUUCAUGCUCAUUGUCCUAAACAAAAAAUUACCAGUGAAGAAAAGAUGUAGCAAAGACUAUGCAACAACAGAUGGGAAUGUGAAUGCAUUCGGAAAGGACUGAAUGAAAUUUUCAGUGAGCAAUUUGCUGCUCUGUCAUUGGUCUGUUUCAGAUCUGCCAGCAACUUUUUUGUUACAUGUAUUUGUUACCAGUAAAUCUGCCUAAUAGGUAACUGGUCCACCCCUUCCUCCCUUUUUGACUACUAUUAAGUUAGCACUUGUCACCUUCUGUUUAUGUUUUUAGUGUUAAGUCUCCCAUGUUAAAUCUUAGACUGCACUUGUACAGAAAUACAUAAUCUGUUUCAGGCUCUCAGAUAGUAGGGAGGCCGUGAAAACUAGCCAAGCGAAAAUAAGAAGACCAUUUUCUAAGGAAGGUGGGAGAUAGAGAGGGUAUACCAGGAGCUGGCAGUAUACCAGGAUAGCCAUUAAAAAAAAUACCGUAAAAUUCCGAAAAUAAGCCCCGGGGCUUAGAUUUUUCAAAGGCCAUUUUUGAGGGGCUUAUUUUUGGAGGGGCUUAUAUUCGGAGAGGCUUAUCUACGGAGGGCAAGUUGCAUUUCAAAAUCAAUUGGGCUAGUCUUAUAGUUGGAAAUAAAUUUACUGUUUUUGCUUUGUUUUCUUUGUAUUUGAGGGCAAUUUUCCAAGUACAAGCCCUGGGGGCGGGGGGCUUAGUAUUUGGAGGGGCAAUUUAACAGAAGGUGUUUUUGCGUUACUGGUUUGGGGGGCUUAUAUUUGGAGGAGCUUAUUUUCGGAAUUUUACAAUACAUGUUUGCAGGCUCCACCACCCCUCUCACCCAACCCCCAUGUGUUUUCGCAAAACAAUUUACUCUGACAAUACUUUACGGUCAAAAGGAGUUGUUUAUUUAAAAGUCUGUUGUUUGCCAUUUGAUUAACAGAUAGAAGCUGAUCAACUGAGGGAACAUGUCGUUAACAGCUGGGCUGAUCAAGUUUGUGACAGAGAGGAGGUAAAUUAGAGUAAUAAAACUUUAUAUUUUUCCAUCUGUUGGUUCUGUUCUGUUUUUUUUUUUUUUUUUUUUUUUUUUUUUUUGUUUUUUUUUUUUUAUUUUUUUUUUUUUUGUUUUUUAAAAAAUAUUUUUUUUUUUUUUUAUAUUAUUACAAUAAAUUAUAAAAUUUUUUUUUUUUUUUUUUAUAUAUUUUUUUUUUUUUUAUAUCCUAAAAUCACAAAUAAAUAGGGAAAGUGGGAAAGUUUAGUUUAAAAAAAUUUUAUUCAUAAUCGCUACUAGUCCCGGCCAUGCAGUAUUUUACUAUGGGAUUUGAUGAUUAAUUAUUUCUUUUAUUAUAGUUCUGAAAUACUUGAUUGUGGUUUGAUUUUAUCUGAUUAUAUUAAACUGUUGUUUUAGCUAUUAUCAGUUGUUUUUUUUUUUUUUUUUUUUUUUUUUUUUUUAUAGUUAUUUCCUUCAUAACAUUUUUGCCAUAGCAUUAAAAUAACUAGUUUAUAGCUUUUCAGAAUCACUACAUGAACUUAGAAAUGCUUUCUUUUUGUAUUUGAUCACUUGACUCCAUUGUAGAACCUGAAAUCAGCAAGAUAUGAGGACAGAAGGUACGUUUAAGCUAAACAAAUGUUAGUAUUCACAAGAGAUUGCAUCAUGGUAACAAUACAUUAUUUUGUACUAUGUUAUAAAUGCUUUUUGUUUCAAACUGCUAAAAAAAGUGCCACUUCAUUCUGAGCACUCCUUGCAGUAAAAACUGUAAUAAGUCAGUGAAAAAAAUAUCAAAUUUAAAUUUUGUUUAUAAAGAACAAAUUCAAUAACACCAAAGUGCUUUCACUGUAGUUCUCCAUAGUCUCAGCAUCAAAUGCUUGAGCUGCAUUUCAUGUCUGUAUAGUUCUUUGAACGCAGAAGUGGAGGUAUAACUCUCUAACUGUUUUCUGUGUUACUUGGCAGGAUGGAUGCUGCAAUGGAAAGAGACAGACUACUGGCUCUGGAAAGAGAACAGGCCAAACAAGAAGCAAAGAAGAGGUACCAAGAAGUGAUAUUCUAAAACCAAAUCAUUUUCCUUAUUAUUCAGGCUACGCACUGGAAAUAAUUCAGGGCCAGGAUAUGUGAAUUUCCCUAAAUUAUGUUUAGAGGUUGGAAUUAACCCUUUAAGCCCCAAGAUCCACAUGCAAAUUCUCCAAACUGACCUCCAUACAUUUCUUUUAAGAAUAGUUGAGAGAAUUUGGUUUAAGAUCAAAGCGUUCUCCCUUUGGUAAUCAAUUUAGUAAUUCUCAAAACCUUUACUCUUGAUGAUGUAUUGAUGUUGUUAGGAGAAUAUUGAUGUUGGUCACUCUUGGGACCUAAGCGGUUAAACAGAAGUCUAAUUCCUGAGACGUCCGAACAUUUUAAUGGUUUGUUUGAAAUGUCGUCAAGUCAACAGGCAACUGCCUCAAAGGAAACAACGCAGAAUAUUCUAAUGGCAACUGUUGAAUUCCUCUUGACAACACUGAAUAAAAGUUUGCACUCCUCUCCAGAAACCAACUAUUGAUAAAUUUCAAGUGUUUAAUAAUUGGUCUAAAAAUAACGUUUGUGAAAUUCACCUAUCCCAAGGGCUAGACUAGGCAUUUUGCUCUCUGUACCAUUAUUCUCUCUUGAUCCAGUGUUACGCUUUUUCUUACUGAACGCAGUGUUAUCACUAGAACCAUCUGGAAGAUUGAAAUGGUUCUCAAAUUUUUUUGCAUCUUCCAAAUUAAAUUUAACAUCUUGAAGGUGUUUGCAGAAAUGGCUGCAUAGUUUUCUGUCAACUUCAUCUACACUGUACAGUGCGGGGUGUUCAUUAGGCAUCGGAGAUCAGAGAAUUCCCAGUUUACCAUGAAAAAUUCUCCAUCUAACGUUCAGUAGCCUGUGACUAUUUUUUGUUCAGAUGAGGAGCCUCUUUCACCAUAUUCUCCCAUAACAUUACACCUUUCUCCUUCUACUAGAAUUCUUAAUGAAAACCCUGACAGCGUAUGUUCAUGCAUAGAGCACAGGAAUUAAACUUUGCUCUUCAUAUUUUGUCAGGGAACGUGAAAAACUUGCUGAGGAUCUGAAAGACCAAAUGGAAGAACUUAAGUUGAGAGAAGAGGAGGUAAGAACAGUCACUCACGCACACACACACUGUUCAGCUUUUCUUCUAAGUGGAAGUUUUAGUCUGGCUUGCAUGAGUGGUAUGUGUCGUGGAAUCUUGAGGACUAGCCUGCAUAACAGGCAUUUGUUAGGCAAGCGAAGGCAAGUGUGAAGUGAAUGAGGUGCACCCGCACCACAGGAUGGGGGAAGGCGUGUGUCUGGCAUGUCUGGUGCUCGUCGCUCACUUUGUGAAUGCCUUCCCUCUCCUGAAUAACGUGAAAAAAAAUCGCCUGUCAUGCAGGUUAGCUACAUGAUGACAGAUACAGCACAGGGCCUGAACCCUGUCCUUAAAAUCACGAAAAAGGCUUGCUAAACCACAGAAUAUUUCGCCUUUCAUGCAAUAGACACUUAAUAAACCUGUUGUUAUUCACUUUUAUCUGUUGGGUAUGAUUCCACUCAUGUACUUACUGUAAGUAUUGUUAACCAGAAUAUGCAGUAUGAUUGAUUUGUACCAGUUUAAUCUAGGAGAGGAUUUUGCCACAAUUACAGAAAUAUAGCAUGGAAUGAGAAAGAGAAUCCAGUACAGUGUAAAUCAAUGGGGCAAUAACUCAAAAAUGAUAAAAACAAUCUGACUUCUCUCUCUUUUCAAGUAUAGCUCGUACACGAAUGAGAAAAACAUACAUGUAUGGGCUGAAUGUUCCUUGAUCUUUUAGCAAAAUAUGUGAAACUAUUUACUCCAUGACUGAGUCAGCUUAUAUCGAAACGACUGGUUAAUUGAUACAGACACUCGCACAUUGUGAUCUUUCCCCACUAUUAAAAAGGUUCAAGUACGUUUAUAAAAGCAAAUCCUCACUACCUGAAGCUUGUAACAAAGCAACAGGAAAGAAAAUGAGGUAUCACAAAGUCCCUGUGAAUAAACAAACCGUUAACAUUAACAUUGCUUAUGUCUAACAUCAGUAACUCUUGUCAAGAGUAUCAGUCUUAUCAUAAUGUGUUUUUACAGGUUCUUAUGCUGAAACAGGAGCAGGAGGAUUUGAUCAAAGAACAAAGGAAACUUGAGCAAGCUGUGAGUACUUUUAAUUCUGUUCAUGGAUAAAGAAGUAAAAUGUUGAAAGAUCAAUGCAGAUUACUAGAGGACUAUCGGGUGGUCUUCAGUUUGUCUUAUGAAGAUUAAAACACAGUACAUAAAGUCAAGUACCCCAGUGCAGCUCAUCAUCUUAUGCUCGUUCACAGCUGCAUUAGCUAAAAUAGCAAGUGUAGACUUGUGCUCAUUAGAGAUACAGCGUGCAUGUAGCGUUUAUAUUUUUUAUUUGGUCUGAUUUAGGAAGAAGACAGGAGAUUGUUAGAGGAAGCAAGGAGAAAGCGGGAAUUUGGGUAAGGUUUCUUAUCGUAGUCAUUAAUGUUGUCAUGUCAAAGAACAUUUUUAAAGAUCGUACAUUUUGGCUGUUUGUUCUCAAGUUGUUGUAAGGAGAUGAAUGUUUACUGAACUAUUUUGCAGCCGGGUCUUAAUCCGUCAACACAAAGCUCAGAUGAAAAGAAAGAGCAGAGAGAUACAGGAGGCACUGGUGAGUGAUAACGAUUGUGAGAUGAUAAAUAUUAAAGCACCCCCUUAAACUAAAGACAUGUACAUACGUUUAAAGUGAAAAGGUUUUUAUCACAUGGGGAGGGGGAGAGGGAGGGGUGCGGUUUCCUAAAACUGUAGAGCCACUGUAGAGAGUACACGUUCCUUCACGUACUAAAAUGCAAAUUAUAACAGUGGAAGAACUUGAAAACGUUGCCUUAACUUUCCCAGAACCAUCAGGAUUUUUUUUGUGCGAGCCCUGAAGUUGGCAGUGUGUGAGCUUUAUCUUUUUUUCCCGAUUUUUUGCGCUUGCUAGAAUGAACGCCAGCUCAAGGAUAGUUAUUAGCAAGUCACCUUUAGUUUAUUUCAUUUUACAGAUUAAAAAAAAAGUCAUCAAGGGUUUAAGUUCAUUUUACUGUGGAACCUCCAUUUAAUGAAGGCCCCGAGGACUAGCCAAAUAAGUUCGCUAUAACAAGGUUUCGUUAUAAUAUACCGAGGUUCUUUUCAUAACUGGGGCGAAGAAUAUCGUUCGUUCUACCGAGGACAUCGUUUUAUAUAAGUUCGUUAUAUCUAGGUUCCACUGUAAAACAUACCUUGAGCUGUGUUUGAACUAUAAUCCAGUUCAAAUCUUGUGAAUGUUAAACAUUUUAACACUGAAAAAUUCCCUUUCUUUCAUGUAGGAACUUGACUUGAAGAUUUUAGAAGGGCUGGCUAAGCAGGUAACCGGAAUUUCUAAUAAUAGUUUUAAAUCGUUGGAGUCUAUACAGACAGUGUCGUACGUGUCGUCCGAAGCCAUUUGUUUUCUUUUAUUAUUUUUCGUUAACAGGAGGAUAAAGACAAAGCACUACAGACAUCACGUCGUGAAAAGGCCAGAGCUGAUGCAGAGUAUAUGAGACAGGUAUUAAAUUACGUUGGAAAUCAAUCAGUCUUCGUCACUCAGUCUUCAAUCUUUGGCCUGGUUUCUGAUUGGUUCUUUGGUUUCUCUUGUUUUGAUUGGCUAGAGUUUUAGUAUUGUUUCACGUAACUAAGCGGAUAAAACCGGUUUUUAUUUCACAGGUUGUUGCUGACCAGUUGAAGUUGGAACAACAACGAGAAGCAGAGUUGGACAUGCUCUACAGGUACAGCUUACAUGAACAUCAUUUAACUAACCUCGCUGGACAUCAGAAUCAAAACAAGAAACUGUUUUUUUUUUCAAAUUGUUUUGCAUGAAGGGCGAAAUUAACUUUGCUUUCUUCGAACGCAACAAGCGAAACUGUUAUACCACACAGUAACUUAAGAAGUGACAAUUAUAAGUUAAGUUUCUGGUAAGAGAACUAUUAAAAAAGACCUCGAACUACUGGAGGGAGAACAAUAAUACUUUGAAAACUCUUUACAGUUAACUCUCGCCUUGCGGACACUCCACUAAUACGGACAGCUGCUAAAUCCUCGGCAAAAAUUAUAGACAUUUGACCGAAACAGACUCCCGCUAGUACGAACUCUCGACAUUAUGGACUUACGGAGACCUAUGACCUUUCUCGGUCCCGACUGCACAAGUUUAUUGUUCUAACUCUCGUUAUAACGGACAUCAAUCUGAACCUUUAAACAUUUUGGCAGAAUUAUUUCAAAUUAUGAUGUAUUAUAUCUUUUUUAACUUCGCCUGUGUCACUUUGGUUUCAUUUGUGCUUCUUCUUGGCGACAUUACUGGGGAGUUCUUCUUUUUUUUAUUCUUAUCAAGGACAAUAUAUGUUGCGGUUACGCUGCUACGAAUGAGGUGGUCUAGUUAUCCCAGAUGCUUGUUUUCGCCGUAAAUUUUGUAAAUAACUGAAAUUCCUAGUCCUAAUCCAGCUCCGAUACUCUUUUUAACAAAUUUCAAAGCAUUGCUGCCUUUUUGAUUUAAGAAAGGGCAUUCCAACGUUGUUUUAGUCGUUUGUGACUAUUGCGGUGACCGAAAGGGAGAUGCAGUCUGUACUGUUACGUUUUUUGUUUGUUUGUAAGUAACGUUCUGAAGCUCUUAACAAGCGAAAACUGCACUGCAAUUGGUUGUGGAGACAGUAUGAAAGAGCUUGUCUUGUAACAAUCAGUUGUAAGUUGGAGACUUCAAGUUUGCUGUCUUUUUUCUUUGAUUUUCAGAGACGAAGCGGCGCGAAUGUGGACCAAGAGAGAGGCAGAGUGGGAAAGAGAAAGACUGGCCAGAGAAAGGCUUAUGGCUGAGGUACAGAAGUUAUGUGUACAACGUACGGGAGCGGCACGUACUGUUAUGUCGGACGGCCGGAAGGCGGCCGAUUGUAGGGGCCGAUCACCAAUACAGCGCCUUUCCGGACUCGUCCUCAGUCGACUCUAUUUGGAUCGCGCGCGGAGGACAAAACCCAAGAAGCAUUUUCAAAGGAGGAAAACAAAAGUGAUCUACCAGUCGUUGCCCCUCUUUUCUCCUUCCUUUCACCCCUCACGCUCCCACCAUCAAAUAGGAGUAUGAGAGACGACUGGGGACGAAUCAGCCGCCUAUCUGUAACUUGUUUAUUUUCUCGUUUAUCCUUUGAUUUUGGGUUGUACUCGCGAAGAAGAUUUAAGCUUACAACUCAGCCGUAUUUUUUUUUUUUUUCAGAUUUUUUUUUCAGACUCAUUAGACAUUAAUUUCUUUUGCACUGUCGCAUGAAAUGUUUGACUUUCUUAGGAAAAUUUUGACAUUAUAGCAGACGCUUUUAUAGCCUGCGAAUACAGCCGUCUCCCCUCGUCCUUAGUGGCUGUAUUCGCAGGCUAACGCUUUCACGAAGCAGCGCGAAGUCAUCAAAAACCACACCUAUCUUUUGUCAUUCGUCGUUGAUUAUACCGUCGUAUUAGAAUAAAAUUAUGCCAUUAUUGUGCCAUCAGGUUCUUGAAGUGCGUAGGAACCAACUGGAUGAAAAAAUGGAGGAAAAUAAGCGAAGACAGCAGGAGUCUAUUAAGAGUCGAGAAGAGCUUCUCAGAGAACUGGAGGAAGUUCAGCGAAUGACAGCGAGAGAAAAAGCCGAGGAAGUCAGGCAACGGAAAGAAAGAGAGGAAGAGAUUCAAGAGCAGGCAAGAUCACAAUAUUAUUAACAUUUCUUCAGGCUAUUUCACAAGGAAAGAUCUAAAAUAAGCUUUUCUUACAUAGGCGGCUCCGUUAUUGUACUAUUUCUUUCUCUGCGUUUUCGAGGUCCACUUGAAAGGACAUUUUUGUGAAGUAGGGAUGUGUUUAUAUGGCCAAAAAGUAAUUUCCAGAUCGUUCCCGCUCUGGCAUAGCAAAUCCCAGUGCAAAAUUUGCUUUAUUUAGCCCUCGCGCCCCUCCCGUUCCAUAACAUAGUGAAAGUUCUCGUAAACUCACACCUUCCGGAAGCCAAAAAAUUGUCCCAAAGUCGCCCGCAAGUCAGCCGCUCAGUGGAAUUAAUUGGUAAUUUAUCUAUUAACAGAUAACUUCACGCAGAGAAAAGGCGAAAGAAGCACAACAAAUUGAAAAAGAAGAGCAAGAAAGAGAGAGGUAGGUACCGUCACUGUAGGUAAUGUCGUCUUAUGCAGAAAGUAUAAGUGGCGGAUCCAGGGGAGCCCCCCACCUUCUCGCCUCUAUUUUUAGACCAAACUGAGACCGUCCCCCUUAUUUCAGGGUCUGUAUAACCGGACCCCCCUCCCCCUCGUAUUGCUCAAAACAGAAAGUGCAACUUCGUUCCCAGGGUUCUCUCCUACCCGCUCCGUAGGGCGGGUAGGAGAGAACCCUGGGAACGAGGUUGCAGAAAGUGGUCCAUAAUACAGGUGUAAUCUGACGCUGAUCACUUGUGCGAGUUCAGGGAAAAUUUUGGCGUCGAAACCGCCAGCGCGAGCCAGCAAAGGUGGCAAGAAUUUAAAUGGAACAAAGAAAACGCUAAACGACCUUUCCUCGACCAAUUUUUCUCGCCGGCUUACACUGGCGGCUCCACCGCCAAAAUUCCCCCCGAACUUUCUACCGUACACGCAGCCUCUUACGGUUUUCAGGGUGACAUUUUAAUUUGUCGUCAUCGUCGUCGACUGCGAGCAGUCUCUUUUUAUUUCUUCAAAUUUAGUGAGGAAAGAGCACGCGCGCGCACAUGUGUGGUCAAUUUCGUGCCUCGCGUGUUUCGCUCGACGUCGUCUCUGAAACCACUUAAAUUUCUUUUCAGACGAGAAAAAGAAGCCUAUAAUCAGAUGCUGAGACAAGAGGCGGAUCACAUGAGAGCUAGAGGACCUCAAGCGAGGGUAGGGACCUUUUCCACACUUCUAUGACUUAUUUUCCACGGGAUAUGAUCGAAUGGGCAAUAACUAAAAAACAGAGGGUGGCUGUGGAUUGGGGAAUAAAGCAGCAUAUACCGUUUACUGCCCACUUAUAAGCCCCCCUCCCCACCCUGUUAUAGGCCCAUCCACCUGUAAGCCAAAGUACAUCCGAUUUUAUGCCCCUUAGGAUAUAAGCAAAUGCACUGAAAUGGCUUCGAUUUGUUAUGACGUUUUGAAGCUCAAUUAAAACCAGUAAGUGCAAAACGUAUUUUUAUGAUCACUGCUAAAGCUUGUUUCGAGUCGCUUUUUCUAUUGUGGUUAUAAGCCUGCUCAGAUACAAGCCACUCCGUUUAUAAGCCUUCCUAAAACCCAAUAUGAAGAUGUUUAAGCCCAUGUCUUAAGCGCCGCCAGGUUGCAGUAUUCGCUGUCAGAGACAAUCCACACCACCAGUAGCUUGCGACUGGGUGGAUUCCAGUGCCAUCCAAGGUCGACUGAA